AUGGCUGGCUGCUGGAGCCUGCUCGCUGCUCUGCUGUUCAUCCACUCCACAACUACAUUCAAACUGGUGUGCCACUUUUCCAACUGGUCCCAGUACACGACAGGAUUAGGCAAGUUUAUGGUGGAGGACAUAGACCCUUUCCUGUGCACACAUGUGGUGUAUAACUUUGCUGUUAUCAACCAUGACAACAAGCUCACAGGAAAUGAGUGGGCCGAGAAGAGCAUCUACCAGCAUUUAGCUGGACUUAAAAACAGAAACUCUGAGCUUAAGACUCUGCUGUCAGUGCAAGAGAGGAGCGCCAGUGAGCCACGGUUUUCCAAAAUGGUGUCCAGUGCAGCCACUCGUCAGACCUUCAUCCAAUCGACAGUCACUUUUCUGAGGGCACAAGAUUUUGAUGGUCUGGACUUGGACUGGAAUAACCCUGGAAACAAUAAAUACAAGUUCACUCAGCUGUGUAAGGAUCUGCUGCAGGCCUUUGAGAAUGAGAGCGUUGGAACAGAAAGACCCAGACUGAUGCUGUCUGCUUCUCUGACCCCAAAAACAGAUGUCAUCUCCUUUGACCACUACGAAGUCACAGAGUUAGCGAAAAUUCUGGACUUCAUCAGUGUGAAAACGCUUGAUCUCAGUCAUGGUGCAGUAACAACCCACCACAGCCCACUCUAUAGCAACGACAAUGCCACCAUAGAUUUUAUCACACAGUACUUGCUGGACCUAGAGAUUCCUGCAGAGAAGUUGUUGCUAGGAUUCCCUGCUUACGCUCGUUCAUACACACUCUCCACUGAAGCAUCUGGUCCUGGAGCUCCUGUGAGCGGACCAGCCUAUCCAGGCCCAUUCACCCAAGAGAUGGGCUUCUGGUCUCACUAUGAAACAUGUGCCUUUCUACAGGGGGCUUCGGCCUACUGGAUUGACAGUCAGAACGUGCCCUAUGCUGUCAAAAACAAUCAGUGGGUGGGCUUUGACAACCAGAAGAGCUAUAGUGCAAAGGUGACGUACCUGAGGAACCAGUAUUUGGGAGGUGCCGCCGUGUGGAGUCUAGACUUUGACGACUUCAAUGGAAGAUUCUGCGGUCAAGGCUAUUAUCCUCUGAUCUCCCAUCUGAAAGCGGAACUUGGGAGAGAAUCAAAUAACACAACUACAAUUGAACCAGAAAACCCGAAAACCCCGAAAACUACAAGCAGCCCGCACAGCUCCAUCAGCCCAGUGAGGAACAGCAGCAGUGGGAUAGUGGACCCCAUCUGCAUCAACAACAUCACAGUGGAGCACCCAGACCCCAGUCUAUGCAAGGACAAAGCAGACGGGCGCUACCAAACAAAGCAGGAGCCUCCCCUCAUUUAUGUCUGUGCCCUGGGAAAAGCAUACGUCACAGAAUGUACCACAGUGCACAGCCAGAGUGCCACAGCAACACCAGGCGGACUCCUGCUCAACCUUUUCCUCACCAGCACAUGGUCUGUGACUGACAUAGACGUACCAGGGGGCGGGUCACGCAUGACUGUCCGGGAGAGGAGCACUGUUCUCGGAUGA
Messenger RNA from Boleophthalmus pectinirostris (great blue-spotted mudskipper), 1521 nucleotides. Its product is annotated as chitinase-3-like protein 1. Gene Ontology annotation, molecular function: chitin binding; chitinase activity. Gene Ontology annotation, biological process: carbohydrate metabolic process; chitin catabolic process. The transcript has 11 exons. Gene Ontology annotation, cellular component: extracellular region. The coding region runs from base 1 to 1521 and encodes 506 amino acids. The record is from RefSeq and is a predicted model, not a curated record. Lineage: Eukaryota; Metazoa; Chordata; Actinopteri; Gobiiformes; Gobiidae.